This is a messenger RNA of Poecilia reticulata (guppy), 4928 nucleotides long. The record is from RefSeq and is a predicted model, not a curated record. Lineage: Eukaryota; Metazoa; Chordata; Actinopteri; Cyprinodontiformes; Poeciliidae.
UACCGGAUCGGGCAGCUGUACAUGAUUAGCAAACACAGCCAUGAGCAGAGCGACCGAGGGGAAGGAGUGGAGGUGGUCCAGAACGAACCCUUUGAAGACCCAGUUCACGGCCAAGGACAGUUCACGGAGAAACGAGUCUACCUCAACAGUAAACUACCCAGCUGGGCCCGAGCAGUGGUUCCUAAAAUCUUCUACGUCACAGAGAAAGCCUGGAACUACUACCCUUACACCAUAACGGAAUAUACAUGCUCRUUCCUGCCCAAGUUCUCCAUCCACAUAGAGACAAAAUACGAGGACAACAAAGGAAGCAACGACAACAUCUUUGAAACCGAGCUGAAGGACCAGGAGAGGGAGGUUUGCUUCGUCGACAUCGCCUACGAUGAAAUCCCUGAGCGCUACUACAAAGAGUCCGAGCUAACACUUUACCCAGUAGCUACAUCGCUAACCUCGCCACAGCUUAUCAGUGCCAACAUGACAAUGGAUGAGGUGAGAGAGUUUGAGCGAACCAUCCAGGAGGCCACCAACCAGAAGAUUGGGGUAUUUCCCCCAUCAAUCUCCAUAAGCGAGACCCCCUUGUCCUCCUGCGCCCUAACCGGUCCUGCCAGUGCCCCCUCAACCCCGAUGUGCACGGAUGCACCCGAAUCCCUCUCUGUCCCCAAAGACCGGCCUCGUAAAAAGUCCGCCCCCGAAACACUGACCCUACCUGAGCCCGUCCCCAGCGAAGCUGCAGAAAGCUCGACCCUGAACCAGUUACCCGUUUCCAACCAUCUCCAGUCAUCCACACCGCCUUCCGACUGCGACCCUGCUGAAAUGGGCGAGCAGUAGAACAGCCUCCGUUGUAUACUUCUUCUUCUUCUUUACCCGUUGUCUUAUGAGCCCAAUGAGGGUACCCUUGCCUCCAAGCACCAGUGCCCUGACUUUCAACUUGUUUAGCCAUAUCCGAUGAUCGACCAUAAUCUUUACCGCAUACCAAUCCCUCUAUCGGUCUUCAUUAGCGUCAUUGAUGCCAUCCAGGCAGCUGCGGGCCCGGUCACUCUGGUGUGGCCGAGCGUAAAGUCAAGCGAGCCAGAUGUCAGAUCUUUUCUAAUGAAUGCAUAUAAUGUUUAUCGAAAGCAAAGAUUAUUUUUGUUGAGUGGCAGUUCUUUUUGUAAAUAAAUCCUUUGCAUUGUUUCUGUAGUUAUGUUUUCUUCAAUCAGACUAUCUGGCCACGAAUUAUUGCAUUUUGAAGUAGUUGCCUUGACACCACAGAGCCAGUGGAGAUUCAGCUUCGAUAGUGUUCAGAGUAAUCUUACCCGUUACUAAUCUGCAUAGUCGACGGCAUGAUAACGAUCGAUUUGACGAUUCAAACUGGAACAGCACAGUAGAAGUAGAACAGAACGCCGGAGAGGCAAUCAAGUACUUUGACGGUAGAUCCGUUGAAGUGUUUCCGUAGCCUGGCGUGUGGAUCGCACUGCACUCGUCGUUUCCUCUCUAAACUCUUUUUAAAAAAUGCAAAAUCUGUACAAUCACGAAGAGAAUGCACCUCAGGUCUCCCCAAACUUACCCGGUUCGCACUCCAAAGGCAGGGACGCUGUUGUACGUAACUCUCCCCGCUUAUUUGCCAAACCAUUUUAUACUUCCAGAGAUGUUAUAAUACAAAAAUAUAUGUAAAAAACCAACAAAAAAAACAGCCUACUUAAACCUGGGAAUGUUUACACAUCUUAGACCUUUUAAAUGAAACCGUCACUUUGUCUGCAGUUGGAAGUAGGCGGUUUGACGCUUGCAAAGUUUAAUUUGUUCAUCCUCUGUAUCUGAAGAYGAUUAAGAGGUCGUUAUCAGCAGAAGUACAUUGAUUGCAUUUACAAAGUCAGAUGUUGCCUGAAACUAGUGAUGGAUAGCUCAUGUGUCAUAAAUGUGAUGCAGUCGGUAAAAUCACUUUUGUCACAUGUUGGGGGAACAAAACACCAUUUUAGGACAGCUUUUAGUCACCGACUGACCCUCGCGCACAGCGAAGGUGAUGAAAAGUCGGAGCUAAAUUUGAAAAGACAGGCACAUGUGUCAAGCUGACUUGUGUAUGUGCUUCAUUAGGCGCACAGCGUGUGAAGAUCGAACUUGCCAGUCCAGAUUGGUAAAAGAAAGGCAGAGCUUUAAGACGAAGCGAAAACAUCAUUUGCAGACACCAGUCAUUUAUUUUAUCUGUGUAUUAAUGGACGUCUGUCGAAGAACCAGUAGAUUUUAGUACGCCGAUCAAUAUACUCUUUGUUUUCCAGACAAUAUUAUUCAAAGACGGGGUUUUAUAAUGCUGCAUGGAAUGUUCACAACUUGUAUACAAAAUAUAUGACGUGUGAUUAUACUGUGUAUGAAUGGAUUGUUGCAGUAUAAGUAAUGUAACUCAUGAAGAAAAAAACGAUGCUUCCAUUGGAAGUCUGAAGUAAUUUUGUACAGUAGAAAAUCAGAUUUCGACUGAAAUGUAAGCAUGUUCAGAGUAUUUACUGUAGGCCUAUGAACUCUUUGAACUCAGUGCCUCUGCAUGCUACAAUUUUAUCAUCACCUACCUGCGUGCACAUCCAAAUUUUAUUAGUUCAGCUACAGAAAUCCAAAAUUUCAUGACUUUUUAUUACAUGUACAACUCUGAUGACUUACAAAGACUCUGUGGGCAUGAAUUCCUUUCAUGGAUUUAAUUGUUUAAGUACGUGGUUAGAAGCAUAUUGUCUAAAGUGGAAAGUACCAUUACAUCAUGCUAAAAAAAUGCAGUGUCAGCACAUUUCACCAGCAAGUAAAUGGACAGGUCUCCACUUGGUCUAUAAAUCUUGAUUAUAAGGCCAGGAAUUUGGCAUUAUUGUUUACGUUAUCCAAUAUUUGAGGAUAUUACAACCUGCUUGUCGGAUAUGAUUCUGAUAUAUGAUUCUUUGCUGUUCAGACUGAAAACUUUCCCCAUGAGAUUACUUGGGUUUUGGUUUUUCACUUCUACCAUCUUCAAUUUUUAUUACAAAGGUUUACCUUCUGAGUUUGCUCUCAUUUCACUUUUACAUUGAUAUACGAGUUUGUCACCUGCAAAAAGUUUGAAACACUUUGAAAAGUUUUUAGGCAAUAAUUUUCCUGCGAUAUCAGACGGUGGAGAAGUUAUCCCCAUUCUAUCAAUGGCUGUACGUCUAUAGUUUAGCUUUAUAAAUCCACGGUUGUGCUAUUUUUUUUUUUUAUCAUUGAAGUGUCCUAAUUUCAACGAGGUAAAAAGUUUUGGGUAAACAAGUCCUGAAUUGUAAAGACAUUCAUGCGUAUGAGGAGUCUGUCUGAAGUCACCAGAGUUUUUGCAUUGCAUUCCCUACACUGUAGUCUGGUAAUCAUUUGCAGUUCAACCUUAUGUUACAAAAAUAAUUUUUUUAAGGUCUUGUUGCGCUUUUUUGUUUUUAUCUUAUUUUUUCUUUUUUUUACAAUCUCUGCUCUUUUUUUCCAAUAGACCCUCCUUCAGUUUUAAGUAAGACCGUUCCAACAAACUUCAAAGUAUUGCCACUGCAAGAAGAUGCAGACGGGUGUAACUCGGACAUAUCAAACYACACCACCAGAUUCUCAAGCGACAGGGCUAACAUACUGUGCUUUUCAUUCAAUCACUGACGCUGGCGUAGAAUUCUCAGUCAUCCAGGACAUGACGAUCCUAAGUGCUUGAGUAGAAGGCAACUGAACUUCUGUCGUUUCUUGUCCCAGUUCACACCAUGGGACAUGUGACCAAAACACGUGUCUUAACGGCCCCGUUGUCUUUAAUUGUCCGGUUAGUGUGAUUGUUCUAUGAUCCAUAAGCCUGUUACUUCCAACCAUGUUGAGAAUUGAAGAGGCCCCUCUGAAUGAGUGACGAAACGUCUUCACGAAACGAGAGAAGUCCAGUUCUGCUCAAGCGCGUAGGAUUCGAUCGCUGACAUUACUCAGAUGCAUCCUGCACUUUCCAGUCUUUGACACCUCAAUUGACAAUGAAGGAAUGUGUUUAUUACCGUGUUGUGGGUUCGGUGGACCAAAAAUCCGCUCAUACGGCACAGCAACUUUGAAGAGACAGGCUUGAAGAGAAGAUAUUCAGUGGUCUUACCAUAGUAUUUUGUCGUUAAUUUGUGUAGAUUUUCAUUUAGAUGGAGAGAGAGAAAAAAAAUAGAUGAAACUGUAGCUAUUUAUUUGUAACCGUAGCUUUUGUUGUUGCCUUUUAAGGAUAAACAAAUCUACAUACCAGUCAUUGGCCGUCUGUUUAGAUCUAUUUUGUGUAGAUUAUAGAUGCUUACUAGUCUGGUAUCGACCACCUCUCUUGUCAGGUAAACAUCGAUCCAGGGACAUGUUUGAUCCACCUUGGGCUAUUAAAAUAAUGCAAAGUGUAUGUGGAACGUUAAUCUCUGCUCUGUUUAAAAGAGUAACCCGAUAGCUCUUGUAAAUACGGCUGUUAAUGAUUAAUAUUGUAGAUUUCUUAUGUUGAGCCUGCUCUGGGUUUCUUUACUGAUGUGCCAUGAAUGUGCUGACGGACUGAAAAUGGACAAGGUAAAUCGUUUUUUGAGUGUGUGAUGAGGGUUUGUGAAGCUUUCACAGACGUGAAUUAAACGCUUUGAUUUGAGUCGGGCUUAAUGUGUUUUCAUCAAUGAAGUUGAUAUUCUGAAAUUAGUUCAGUUUAAUUCUUUUCAUUUAAAUAUCGAGAUUCUUUGUAGUGCUGCACUUUUAYUUUUGCUGUCCAGUUGCUUCUAAUGAAACCCCCCACAAGGGGGCGUAUUAUUUCCUAAGUUGUGAAGCAAAUGGAUGCUUUGUGGCUGCUUUGACGUUUACCCGUCUUGUUAAUUUCCAGGCAGAUGAUUUCUCCUUUUUUCCUUUUAAAUAGUAGACGUUGCUGUUAUUUGAUUUUAGUGAUUGCUGUAAUGYAUUUCAUUCCUCUUCACCUCCCGAUUCGGUUUGUGCUCAGACAAGCUGGUUUGCCGUCUUCUGCU